This is a messenger RNA of Hemicordylus capensis (graceful crag lizard), 5386 nucleotides long. It is a transcript of the gene SALL1, whose product is annotated as spalt like transcription factor 1. Gene Ontology annotation, biological process: regulation of transcription by RNA polymerase II. Gene Ontology annotation, cellular component: nucleus. The transcript has 3 exons. Lineage: Eukaryota; Metazoa; Chordata; Lepidosauria; Squamata; Cordylidae. The record is from RefSeq and is a predicted model, not a curated record. Gene Ontology annotation, molecular function: RNA polymerase II cis-regulatory region sequence-specific DNA binding; DNA-binding transcription factor activity, RNA polymerase II-specific. The coding region runs from base 85 to 4218 and encodes 1377 amino acids.
UUUCUCUUCUUGUGAUGCGUCGCAGUUGUGGUACUCCCAAGGCCUCCCCGCAGUUUUGAAAGGACUGAUCCUCACAAUCUCCAGAUGCCAGCGAGGAUCACCCGGCACAGGCAAGCCGUUUCUCUCUCUCUCUGCGCCCUCCCUUUCCACACGACCCCGCGAGAACACGGGUUGCGAGCCUGUGGACGGCUCUGGCUCGCGGAUUCGGACCAUCCCUGCGCCUCCUCCUUUGUUCGGAGCUUCCUCUCUCCCGGCAAGGCAGGCACCAUGGAAGCCUCCGAAAGGCACGCAGUUCUCUCCGUCGUGAGGGAUGUGGCCGGGAGCCUGAGAUGCAGGAGUCUGCCUGGGGUGAUGGGAGGCAAACAGAAGGGACAAGCAAAUCGCACCCCCAAGCCUAAGGAUGCUCAUGUCUGUGGCCGAUGCUGUGCCGAGUUUUUUGAACUCUCGGAUCUCCUACACCACAAGAAGAUCUGUACGAAAAACCAGUUGGUUUUAAUUGUGAAUGAAAGCCCUGCUUCUCCUUCCGCAACCUUCCCUUCGGGCUCCCCUGCCGCCCGUCCUGACGAACGGAGGAAUGACACCGUCGCCAACAUGGACCGUGUAGAUCCCAGCGACCUUCCGGAGCAGAGCGGCAAACUUGACAAGGCAGAAUCCAUGGACGUGGAGGCUCCCAGCGCUCAGAAGAGCACCAGCGGCAGCUCCCAGAACGUCAGCAGCAGCAUUGCAAGCAGUAACGGCUCCACGAUGGGUACCUCAGCUAUCACAACCUCUCUACCUCAACUGGGGGAUCUGACGACGCUGGGCAACUUCUCGAUGAUCAACAGCAAUGUCAUCAUUGAAAACCUCCAGAGCACGAAAGUGGCCGUGGCCCAGUUCUCGCAGGAAGCCCGCUGCAACGGCGCCUCUGCAAGCAAGCUGGCCGUCCCCGCCCUCAUGGAGCAACUCCUGGCUCUCCAGCAGCAACAGAUCCAUCAGCUGCAACUGAUUGAACAAAUCCGUCACCAAAUAUUACUGCUGGCUUCCCAGAACGCUGACCUGCCCACCUCUCCCAGCCCAUCUCAGAACACGUCACGAACAUCUGCCAACCCCUUGUCCACAUUAAGUUCCCAUUUAUCCCAGCAGCUGGCCGCCGCGGCUGGACUGGCCCAGAGCCUAGCUAGCCACUCUGCCAGCAUCAGUGGUGUGAAGCAACUUCCCCCUAUACAGCUACCUCAGAGCAAUCCUGGCAACACUAUGAUUCCAUCCAGUAGUGGCUCAUCUCCAAAUAUUAGUCUCUCGGCAGCACCGUCCUCCGACAAAGUGGCUACAAGCACUGGUGGCCCACAGCUCUGCAGUCCGCCAGCGACCACGUCAUCUUCACCAGCUUUUGCAAUAAGCAGUUUAUUAAGUCCUGUCUCAAAUCCUCUUCUACCUCAGCCCGCCCCUAGCAACUCUGUGUUUCCCAAUCCUUUGUCAAAUCUCGGCACAUCUGUGGAGGAUUUAAACUCCUUGGCGGCUUUGGCCCAGCAGAGAAAAAGUAAGCCCCCCAGCGUCACUGCCUUUGAAGCAAAAAGUCCUUCCGAUGAAGCAUUCUUCAAGCAUAAAUGCAGGUUCUGUGCAAAGGUGUUUGGGAGCGACAGUGCCUUGCAGAUCCAUUUACGUUCUCACACUGGAGAGAGGCCGUUUAAAUGCAACAUCUGUGGAAACCGGUUUUCCACCAAGGGGAACUUAAAAGUCCACUUCCAGCGUCAUAAAGAAAAAUACCCUCACAUUCAAAUGAACCCUUACCCCGUGCCAGAGCAUUUGGACAACAUUCCCACAAGUACAGGUAUUCCAUACGGAAUGUCGAUACCGCCGGAGAAACCGGUAACUAGCUGGCUGGAUAGUAAGCCCGUGUUAUCGACUCUGACGACUUCUGUUGGCCUACCACUUCCACCCACAAUUCCCAGCUUGACACCUUUCAUCAAAACAGAGGAGCCUCAGCCUAUUCCCAUCACUCACCCUUCGUCCAGUCCCCCAUGUUCUGUCACCAGUGAUUCUGGCUCCGUUGAUCCUUCCGGAAAAAACUCAAAUGGGCAUCUAAUUGAAGGGGAGAUGGGGUCUUUGCUAUCCUCCACUGGGAAACCAGAAGAAGCCACUCAGACAUCCAGCACCUCCACUAGUCUUAGCAAUUCUGUCACCUCACCAGCCGCAGAGUCUGGCUCUCACAAUGUGGUCACUUUUACCAAUCCGCUGAUGCCUCUCAUGUCCGAACAGUUUAAGGCCAAGUUUCCCUUUGGAGGCCUAUUGGAUGCCACGCCAGCCUCUGAGACCUCAAAACUGCAGCAAUUAGUGGAGAACAUCGACAAAAAGGCAACUGAUCCCAACGAGUGUAUCAUUUGCCACCGUGUGCUGAGUUGCCAGAGUGCUUUGAAAAUGCACUACCGCACGCAUACCGGCGAAAGGCCAUUUAAGUGCAAGAUCUGUGGCCGUGCCUUCACCACGAAAGGCAAUUUGAAGACCCAUUAUAGCGUUCACCGUGCCAUGCCCCCACUGAGAGUGCAACAUUCCUGCCCAAUUUGCCAGAAAAAGUUCACCAAUGCUGUCGUGCUACAGCAGCACAUCCGUAUGCACAUGGGAGGCCAGAUACCAAACACACCUGUGACAGAGAAUUAUCCCGAGUCCAUGGAAUCUGAUACAGGAUCAUUUGAUGAGAAGAACUUUGAUGACCUGGACAACUUCUCUGACGAAAACAUAGAAGAUUGUCCUGACAGUAGUGUGCCAGAUACACCGAAAUCAGUUGAUGCAUCUCAAGAUAGUUUAUCUUCUUCCCCAUUGCCACCGGAAAUGUCAAGUAUUGCUGCUUUAGAAAAUCAGAUGAAGAUGAUCAAUGCAGGCCUUGCCGAACAGCUUCAAGCCAGCUUAAAGUCUGUAGAGAAUGGGUCAAUGGAAGGAGACAUCAUGACCAACGAUUCCUCCUCUGUCGGUGGUGAUAUGGAUAGCCAAAGCUCUGGAAGUCCUGCUAUCUCGGAGUCUACCUCUUCCAUGCAGGCCUUGUCCCCAUCCAACAGCAUGCACGAUUACCACAAAUCGCCAAGCGUUGAAGAGAAACCACCCAGAACUUUACCGAAUGACUUUGCCAACGGUUGGCCUCCAGCCCUUGCAAAUGGCGGUGCUUUGGACUUGACUUCGGGUAACCCGGAGAAAAUGAUCAAAGAGGAGUCCUUGAGCAUGCUGUUCUCUUUCCGCGACAGAGGCAAACUUAAGAACACGGCCUGCGACAUCUGUGGCAAGACGUUUGCCUGUCAGAGUGCCUUGGACAUUCAUUACAGAAGUCAUACCAAAGAGAGACCAUUCAUUUGCACAGUCUGCAAUCGUGGCUUUUCCACAAAGGGUAAUUUGAAGCAGCAUAUGUUGACACAUCAAAUGCGAGAUCUACCAUCACAGCUCUUUGAACCCAACUCAAACCUUGGCCCUAAUCAGAACACCUCCAUGGCACUUCCAGCAAACUCGCUCUCCGCUCUCAUAAAGACGGAGGUCAACGGUUUUGUCCACAGCAAUCCUCAGGAUAGCAAAGAGACAUCGCCUGGCCUACUUCCAUCUGGGCCUUUGCCCCCUUCAUCGACGUCGCCAGUUUUGCUUCCCGCUUUACCCAGAAGGACACCGAAGCAGCACUACUGCCACACGUGCGGGAAAACCUUUUCAUCAUCCAGCGCUUUGCAGAUUCACGAGAGGACCCAUACAGGGGAAAAGCCUUUUGCCUGCACUAUAUGUGGAAGAGCUUUCACAACAAAAGGCAACCUUAAGUGUCUCUUUCAGGUUCACAUGGGCACUCAUAUGUGGAACAGCACACCUGCCAGACGAGGCAGACGACUUUCUGUGGAUGGCCCUAUGACUUUUCUUGGAAGCAAUCCUGUCAAAUUUCCAGAAAUGUUUCCAAAAGAUUUGGCUGCACGGUCAGGAAACGGAGACCCAUCUAGCUUCUGGAAUCAGUACGCAGCUGCACUCUCCAAUGGCUUGGCCAUGAAGACAAAUGAGAUUUCAGUCAUUCAAAAUGGCGGCAUCCCCCCAAUACCUGGAAGCAUGGGCAAUGGGGGUAGUUCCCCAAUUAGCGGCUUGACAGGAAGCCUGGAGAAACUCCAGAAUUCAGAGCCGAACGCGCCUCUAGCUGGUCUGGAGAAAAUGGCAAGCAGCGAGAACGGGACUACCUUCCGUUUCACGCAUUUUGUGGAAGACAGCAAAGAGAUUGUAACGAAUUAAGACAAAUGUUACGAACGUUCCUGCAGAUAUUGCAACCUAAGGUUGUGUGGAGUUUUUCUGGGUUUUUCUUUUGGCAAAUCGACAACACGGCAACAUUAUAAAGACAUCCUUUUGUACCUUGUUUGACUUCUAGAGUUCUAAAUCAGCUUAUUUAUUAGUGAUAUAACCUUUUUUUUUUUUUUUUUGCUUUGCAAACACAUGCAAGCAUUAACUUUGGUCUUCUGUAUUUUGAACUAAAUACUAAUUGACUAGAGUGUUUAAACUUGCUGUAACAUUUAUGGCAACGCAAGUCUGUCCGGCUAGGUGGUCUCGUACCGGCAUUUAACUUAUUUUCUAUAUCCAGUUUAACAUGAACUUUGGGGGGUGCGGGGUGUGAUGCAAUGCCUCCAUAAUGCGUUUUCUCUCUCUUGUAACAAAUGUCUGUAUAUGUGUAUACUUCAAUCCCGUUGGAAGUUUUAUCAGCAAAUAUGUUGGUUUAAUUCUCCAAACAGAUUUACACAGAGGAUUGAAAACGAAGCGUAUAAAAUGGAACCAUCUGCAUCCAUCACAACAGCCUCAGUUGUGUGUUCUUUGGUUUUUUAAUUUUAAUUUUUAGAAUAAAAAUUAAAACGGCUUUAAUUUUUUGUAGAUGUAACGUUUUCCCCACCCCCUCUCUCUUUUGAAUUGUCCUUUUGUAUUGUGCUUUUUACUGGAGUCGUCUUUAGAUGUUAAUAAGUUUCUGUACAGUAAAUAAGCACGCAGAUGAUUAGCGGAGAUCCAAAAGUGUUGUUUUGGUAGUUGGAAUCUUUUGCCUUGUAGGUAUAUUCACUAUAGGAAAAAAAAAGUGCUGGACUUUGACAAUGCUGCUAUAAAAAGCAUCUUGAACAACCUUCCAUGGACACAUUAAGAUGCUCUUGUACAUACGAUGAGAAAUAUUGAGUUCAUUAAAAUGUACAUAUGUUCCCGAUGAGCUCAAACCCAAGUUCUUGAGCAAAAGAACAAGUAUAGUGUUUGUUUUAUUUUGUAUUAGGUAUGGCGGGGGGAAGAAUCCUUUGGACUGUUAUAUGCACUUUCUUGGAAAGCUGAAAGGAAAAAAAUAGGUCCAGUUUCUUUUAACAUUUAAUACUUACUAACAGCAGAGAUACUGUAAUUUUACGCGAGUAAUCAAAUACAUUUUUUUUUCAACAGA